UUUCAAUUUCCCUAAGACUUAAUAUCUCCGCCCUUCGGCUUCUCAACCCUCCCUCACAAUUCUCACCCUUUCUCUCUCUCUCUCUCUCUCUCUCUCUCUCUAUUUAUCUUUUCCUUCUUUUCUCUCUCCCUUACAAGCCCUAACCCUAACUCAGACCCAGAUUCGCCAUGAAAGGAGGUAAAUCAAAGUCAGACACCAAGAACGCCAAGCUUUCCGUGAACAAGAAACCCGCCAAGGCAAGUAAGAAGGCGGGUAAGGCAGCGAAGGAUCCAAAUAAGCCAAAGAGGCCCGCCAGUGCUUUCUUCGUUUUCAUGGAAGAGUUCAGAGAGCAGUACAAGAAGGAACAUCCUAAAAACAAAUCCGUUGCUGCUGUUGGCAAAGCUGGUGGAGAUAAAUGGAAGUCAAUGUCAGAUGCUGAGAAAGCACCUUUUGUAUCUAAGGCAGAAAAGAGGAAGAUAGAAUAUGAGAAGAAAUUGAAAGCCUACAACAAGGGACAGGCUGAAGGCCCCAAGGAAGAAGAGGAAUCUGAGAAGUCAAUGUCUGAGGUGAAUGAUGAGGAAGAAGAUGAUGAGGAGGGAAGUGGAGAGGAGGACGAUGAUGAGUAGGAAGAGGGGGAGAGGAGUAGCAUAGUCAUUUAGGCUGUGACAAAUGUUUGAACAACUCAUGUUAAUGGGGAUAUUUGCUUGUUAAUUUUUUUCUUGCUUUUGUCUUGUAAGAGAAGGAUGUCUCUGCUCCCUCUUAUUUUGUCCUUCUCCUUUCUUAAAAAAGAAAUUAAUAGUUGUAGAAAGGAGAUUGCUUUUGCGUACCUUGCACCAAAAUUAAUGAUUUAGCUAAGUGGUUUUCUUUUGUAGAGAAAGUUCUCUGUGAUGAACUAUGAUGGUUGUUUGUCUGACUUCGCAUUUUGACUUUAGAAGAGGUUCUUGUUAAU
Messenger RNA from Jatropha curcas, 928 nucleotides. RefSeq names its product high mobility group B protein 2. The record is from RefSeq and is a predicted model, not a curated record. NCBI's taxonomy places the organism in Eukaryota, Viridiplantae, Streptophyta, Magnoliopsida, Malpighiales, Euphorbiaceae.